Molecule: messenger RNA, 1626 nt
Organism: Ambispora gerdemannii
Lineage: Eukaryota; Fungi; Glomeromycota; Glomeromycetes; Archaeosporales; Ambisporaceae
Source: the annotation of a GenBank genome assembly
AUGCUUCGACACGCAUUUCGUCGUCUUCCAUACUCUCGUCCAAAAACAAUAAACCGAUUCUUUUCUACUACCAAAGCACGCCAUGCCACCACAGAAUACGACGCACUUGUGCUGGGUGCGUACAAAGACGGUUCUUUUGCAGAGACGGCCACCAAAGAAAUUCCACUGACUACUCAAGAGGCUAUUCGACAACGGUUAAAGUUGUCGAAUGCAAAAGGAAAAAUCGGUGAAGUUCGUGUUUUUUAUGGGGUUGAGGGGGAGGCUAGUAGUGUCCCGAAACAGAUUGCUGUUGUUGGAUUAGGGAAAAAGAGUAGUGAGAAAGGAGAAGUAGAUUUGAGCGAGGCACUGGAAAAGGCUCGGCAUGCGGCAUGUGCAGCAGAAGGUGCAUCUUUAGGAUUAUACAGAUAUGAUAGCCUGAGAUCCAAGAAAAAUAAAAAAUCCGAAGUAAAAUUUGGACGUUACGGCGACUCACCAUCAUCAGAAUCAUCCGAACUCACAUGGGAAACUGGACUCAUAUACGCAGACGCACAAAACUUUGCGCGUUAUCUCGCAGAAACACCUUCAAAUUUAAUGACACCUUCAAUUUUCGCUGAGAAUGUAAUAUCGAAAUUGGACGGCUUAAAGAACAUUGAAAUUCAUGUACGAGAUCAAGGAUGGGCGAUCAAUAAUAAUAUGGGAGCAUUUUUAGCUGUGGAUAAAGGGUCUACUGAACCGUUACGGUUUUUGGAGAUUCAUUACAAAGGUGGAAAAGAGGGGGAGAAACCUUUAGCCUUAGUUGGCAAAGGUAUUACUUUUGACUCUGGUGGUAUUUCAAUAAAACCUUCACAGAAUAUGGGUGAUAUGAAAGGUGACAUGGCUGGAGGUGCAGCAGUUGCAUCGUCAUUAUAUGGACUUGCAAAGCUGCAGGCUCCCAUAAAUAUAGUUGCUUCCAUUCCGUUGUGCGAGAAUAUGCCUUCUGGUCACGCAACAAAGCCUGGAGAUGUUGUUAAAGCGAUGAAUGGAAAGUCGAUUGAGAUUGACAAUACGGACGCAGAAGGUCGUUUGAUUCUUGCCGAUGCCAUUUACUAUACAAGUUCAACGUAUAAACCGCAUAGUUUGAUUGAUUUUGCUACCUUGACAGGAGCAAUUGGAAUCUCGUUAGGGGAAGUAUAUGCCGGUGUAUUCACAAACUCCGAAAGUCUAUGGACACAACUCUCCAGCGCGGGCAAAACUACCCACGAUCCUUUCUGGCGUAUGCCACUACAUCCUGCCUACAAAAAAUCGAUAACAAAGUCUACGGUCGCUGAUAUUAUAAAUAAUAGUGGAAGAAUGGGUAGUUCUUGUUCGGCUGCUGGAUUUUUGGAAGAGUUUGUGGAUGGAUUGCUUGAUGAUGAAAAAGAAAAUGAUGACGAUAACGAUAACGAAGGAGUAGAUGAGGCAAAAGAAGCAAAGAAUCCUGACAAAGGUGAUGAUAUAGAAAAAGUAGCAGAAACGAAUGUUGCUCAGGAUAAAAUACAAUUUGCUCAUGUUGAUAUUGCGGGUGUUAUGGAUACAAAUGAUGAUUCGGGAUACACCACUAAGGGCAUGACUGGACGUCCUACGCGAUCUAUUAUCGAGUUCGCCAGAAAGAUAUCUGAUAGCAAAUGA